Messenger RNA from Melopsittacus undulatus (budgerigar), 3252 nucleotides. RefSeq names its product MAPK activated protein kinase 3 (gene MAPKAPK3). Gene Ontology annotation, cellular component: nucleus; cytoplasm. NCBI's taxonomy places the organism in Eukaryota, Metazoa, Chordata, Aves, Psittaciformes, Psittaculidae. The coding region runs from base 496 to 1656 and encodes 386 amino acids. Gene Ontology annotation, molecular function: calmodulin binding; calcium/calmodulin-dependent protein kinase activity; mitogen-activated protein kinase binding. The record is from RefSeq and is a predicted model, not a curated record. The transcript is spliced from 11 exons. Gene Ontology annotation, biological process: intracellular signal transduction; response to cytokine; peptidyl-serine phosphorylation.
GCCCUUCCCCUCCGCCGCCUCCCCUCACCUCACCUCACCUCACCUUAGGGCUUCCCGCUGAGAGGGCCUGAGGGAGCCGCCGGCCUCGCUGCAGGAGCCGCGGCGUGAGGAGCGGCCUCGGGCUCCCCCGGCCGCUUCGCCUGCUCGUGGCUCAGCCCCGUUGUCGGGGCUCGGAGGCCCUGGCAGCCGUUCCUCCCCCGGGGCUUCAGUCCGGAGAGCUCAGGGCCUUCUGGUCCCCAGCGUUGUGCGGCAGGUCCCCGCCUCUGGGAGCCGUGUCACUGCAUUAACAUACCCGAGGUCCUUGGGUGGUUUGAUGGUCCCCUCAGUAAUGCAGUACCUGCCCCGAGCUCUAUGGAGCAGGGAGAUUUGGACUAGAUGGCCAGCAGAUGGACUGUUUGAAGCACUUGGUUUGAUCACCUGAGAGGACGGCCUUUGCUGAGGGUACCCUGCAGGGAAUCUGUUGGGUAUCGCUGUCAUCUCAGACUCUUCCCUGAUAUGGAACAAAGUGAAGGUGAACAGGAAUCGCAGCCAGAGAGUCACGUGGAUAGCAAGAGCAGCGUGAAAUCCUUGCCUGGGGGAGAGGCCCAUGUCAAGCUAGAGAUAAAAAAGCAUGCAGUUACAGAUGACUACAAACUCUCCAAACGGGUGCUAGGGUUAGGAAUCAAUGGGAAGGUACUGGAGUGUUUCAACAAGGAGACAGGCCAGAAAUGUGCUUUGAAGCUCCUGUAUGACAACCCAAAAGCCCGUCAGGAAGUAGAGUAUCAUUGGCGAGCAUCAGGGUGUCCCCACAUUGUCCACGUUCUGGAUGUUUAUGAGAAUAUACAUCAUGGAAAGAGAUGCCUCCUCAUUGUCAUGGAAUGCAUGGAAGGAGGAGAGCUGUUUAGCAGGAUCCAGGAGAGAGGAGAUCAAGCUUUCACUGAGAGAGAGGCCUCUGAAAUAAUGAGAGACAUCGGAACAGCCAUCCAGUAUCUGCAUUCAAUGAACAUUGCCCAUAGAGAUGUCAAGCCUGAAAACUUGCUUUACACGUCUAAAGGGAAGGAUGCUGUACUCAAACUCACAGACUUCGGCUUUGCCAAAGAAACUUCUGUAAAUGCACUGCAGACCCCCUGUUACACUCCUUAUUAUGUGGCCCCAGAAGUCCUUGGUCCUGAGAAGUAUGACAAAUCAUGUGACAUGUGGUCGUUGGGUGUCAUCACAUAUAUUCUCCUAUGUGGGUUCCCUCCAUUCUACUCAAACACUGGUCAAGCCAUUUCUCCAGGGAUGAAGAGAAGAAUUCGGAUGGGGCAAUAUGGAUUUCCCAAUCCAGAGUGGGCUGAGGUAUCAGAGGAAGCCAAACAACUGAUUCGCCAUUUACUGAAGACUGACCCGACGGAGAGGAUGACAGUUUCUCAAUUUAUGAAUCACCCUUGGAUUAAUAGAUCAAUGGCAGUGCCACCAACCCCUCUUCAUACUGCACGGGUCCUGCAAGAGGAUAAAGACCACUGGGAUGAAGUUAAAGAGGAGAUGACCAGUGCUUUGGCUACCAUGAGAGUGGACUAUGAUCAGGUGAAAAUCAAAGACUUGAAAACAUCCAACAACCGCCUCCUGAACAAACGCCGUAAGAAACAGAAGCAGGCAGGCACCUCUUCUGCAGCCCCGGGGUGCAAUAACCAGUGAGAAGAGAAGCCAAGGACCUGUGGGUGGAGGGUAGAAGUUAAAAGGAACACCUGAAAAUCAGUCUGAUCAACUCAGUCCGUACCACAAAUCUGGGCAAUGAGAUCGUGAAGAAGCUAUCCUGCCAAGAGGGAGCAGUGUGAAUGAUUACAUUUUUCUAACUUGAAUCGGGGCUUUGCUUUUCAAGGCUAACAUAUAUGACAUGAUUCUGUUGCAUAUUGCUGGGGAAGGGACAGUAAUACCAGAAAUGUUACGGGUUUUUGUUCUGGCUUUGAUACUGUUGGAUGAGAGGAAAGAUCAGGUGGAAGUCUCAGAAUACUAAUGCACUGAGGCCUUAACAGCCAUCUACAAGUGUUCUGCUAGGAGAGUUCUAGCAGUUCAAACAUGAGUAGUGAGAAAGGAGAAAAAUGUCACUGCUCUUUAUACGAGCAGCACGGGUGCAGCUCUAUUUUGGAUGCAUCUGAACAGCAUUUCAUGUUAGAGUUGGUAACAGUCAGUUAUUUCCAAACUUACCUCCUAUAGUUACAGAAUAUCACCUCUAAACAGUAAUCAGUUAUUCCUGUUACAGGAAAAAAGCAUCCAUACAUUUCCAUUUUUAUAAAGUCUUCCUCUGCACUCUGUGAAGAUUUGAGUUUGUCUUGGAUUCUCACUUGAUAACAUGUAAGUUUUCUAAAUUGUAACCAUUGUGUCAUGUCUGUGCCAGUCACAUCCCUCUCUUGUAAUGUUUUUAAUUUAAAUGGUACUUUAUGUGAAGAGUUUAAUAAGGAUUGAAUUAGUUGAAAGUAUCCUACAGAGAAUAUUGCUGUUCCUCUUGGAUCCGUAACCUCUAGGGUGUGCAACUGGACAUGCAAUUGUAUACAAGAGACUGCUCUAGAAGAGAGACUUCUGAAAUUCAGGAAGAAGUGGUAAAUGCAUGUCCUGUGAAUGGACCCUGGUGUCUGCCAGCAUCCCUUCUGGUAAUUACCUCCAGGUCCUGUGCCUGACAUCUGCUGAUCAUAACAAGUUUUGGGGUGCUGGGGUUGGUUUUGUUCCUGGGGUCAGGGAGGGGAGGAUGCUACUUAAUUUGCAGUCCUUUGUCAGUGUUUCUGCAUCCAAAGAUUUUUGCCACCUAAGAGAGAUCACCUUUGAGUAUAACCACCUAUUUUUCCCCCCAUCUUUUGUCUUUAUUUUAUGAGAUUCUAGCUUUGGUUUGCUGAUUUGUUUUACUUUGCGAUCAAAAUAGUUCCUCUCAUUGUAUUUUGUUUGGGGUUUUUUGGUUUUAGUUGUGGGGUUUUUUUUGGGGUUGAGGUGAAACAAACCUUUGCAUUUGAUGCAGGCAAAAAUGAUGUUGUGUAGGCACACAGGGUACUGUAGUGGUAAUAGGCUCAGAAGAAUGUUGAAGGUUAAAAAGGAAAACAAGGCACCAGAGAGGAUCCCAAGUGCCACAUCUGACUGCCAAACAGAUUUGGUCACCCCCAACUAAGAUCAGCCCAAGGCUUUGGACCUUUUCUGGGGAGCCCUGUUCCCAUCUUCAGAAUGUUGGAUGAGACUUCCAUUCUUCUCUGUGAACUGGCCCUAGGGUUUUAUAAACUGAUUUUAAUAAAUCAUGCUAUAAUAUUC